Messenger RNA from Paramormyrops kingsleyae, 1295 nucleotides. RefSeq names its product methylmalonyl CoA epimerase (gene mcee). Gene Ontology annotation, biological process: L-methylmalonyl-CoA metabolic process. Gene Ontology annotation, molecular function: methylmalonyl-CoA epimerase activity. Lineage: Eukaryota; Metazoa; Chordata; Actinopteri; Osteoglossiformes; Mormyridae. The record is from RefSeq and is a predicted model, not a curated record. Gene Ontology annotation, cellular component: mitochondrion.
GAUAAAACGACUGUCAUGUUUUGGUUGGUGUUCAAGUUAAGCCGCUGCGCCAUUUCGCAAAUUUGUUCGGAAACCUGUUAAAUAAAGUUACUGUUUGAAAAUAUGGCGGCGCCUAUGUUGAAGGUUGCAGCUGGUGGCCUUUUCCGGCGUGUGCACUGCCUGAGCCCCGCGCUGCGAGCCUAUUCGGCCGCCGGACCCCCGUCCCCCGGUAUCCCCGGAUCCUUGUGGCGACUCGGUAAGCUCAACCAUGUGGCCAUCGCCGUGCCGGACCUGGAGAAGGCGGCGUCCCUGUACCGCGACGUGCUUGGCGCCCAGGUGAGCGCCGUCGUCCCCCUGCCGGAGCACGGCGUCUGCACGGUGUUCGUGGAGCUCGGCAACACCAAACUGGAGCUCCUGCACCCGCUGGGGGAGAAGAGUCCCAUCGCAGGGUUUCUAGCGAAGAACAAGUCCGGAGGGAUGCACCAUAUUUGUAUCGAGGUAGAUGACAUCGGUGCUGCCAUAGUGGACCUUAAGGCGAAGAACAUCAGAACCCUGUCAGAGCAGCCUAGGAUUGGAGCUCACGGCAAACCCGUUAUGUUCCUCCACCCAAAGGACUGUGAUGGUGUGCUGGUGGAACUGGAGCAAGCCUAGAUUUUACCCAGCCGAUAUGACACUCUAUCACUCAGUCCCCAAACACAGAUACGUCAGCACAUUCCUGACAGGAUGACACUUUGGUGUGGUACGCAAUAAAUUAUAUUAGAAAUGAAUGGUUGUAAUAAUCUAGGGUGAAAAGGAAUUAUUUCUUUUGGAAAAUGUAAAAAAGUGGAUGGUAAAGAACUGAAGUUGGAGGUAUAGAAUGUUAUACAAUUCAGGUAAAAGCAAGUUAUAAAUUGUAUUGUUCUAAAGUAUAUCUUCUAUAGCUAUGUGGAUUUAAAUGUAUAAUGUGUUCAUUUAUAAUGUGUGUAAUUUGUUCAUUUUACUAACUAAGCUAGAAAGUGUGGGAACACUAGGAACGACUUUUUUUUUGUUCCAACUACACUGUCAGAAAAAUCAGAUACACUUGAUCAGUGGUGCAACAAUCUGGAAAUUUUGCCAGAUACCGAUAACCAAUAUGUUGUAGUGAAUCUGAUGUUGGUGAUGUUACUCCUUCAGACCUCUUGAAUAUGUGUAACACCCACACCAUGUAAUGCAGACAGUCAGGGCCGGUUAACCCACUAAGCCAGCCAGUUUCACUUGCACCUGGCAGCCUGCAUUGUGGGGGAGGGGGGAGCUGCCAAAGAGACGUGGGUGUGGGGAAAUAAAGCGUCACAAGUGAA